AUGGCUGCCAGCGUCAAUGGCGUGCUCCCGGAGCUCUCCACUCUCUCAAAAUUUGAACUCCGUCCAUUGCCCUGCGCGUUUCCUUUCGAGUGCCACCCAAAUCACGCGUCGCUCACCCGAGAGGUUGACGAGUGGGCGAUCCGAUCGCUGCAAGCCCGGGGCUCCAUGCCCAAGCGCCAGAUGAUCAUCGAGUCCAAGAUCUCGGCGGCGGCAUGCAUGACUAUCCCGCGUGGCCGGGACGAUCGUAAGAUGGUGCUGGCGGGCAAGCAUUUGUGGGCGCUCUUCUUGCUGGACGACGCGCUGGAAUCGUGCCGGAGCCAGGAGGCCGCGAGAGUCCUCGCCCGGCGAGCGAUGGAAGUCGCGAGAGGGGACCAAUUGGAAGGGAUGAUCCAGGAGGAAAGAGAACUAGAAGAAGCCAAAGGGGUCGCGAGGAAAUUCGCGAUCCAGGAAGAAGAAGGAGAUCGAUAUAAUGAUCAGUCGAGAGGAAUCCUUGCAAACAUAGCGAUCCAAGAGGACCCUGGUCUCAUCGAUCUGGCUACCAGAGGAAUGGCGACGAAAAUCGCAAUCACGGAAGAAGAUCAAGGUCGCGAUUCUCGAUGGGCGCUGGGAUUGUUCCGGGAAGUAGUGGCGGAGCUCCGGCGAUCAAUGCCGCUCCCGAUGUUCGAUCGCUACCUGCGGUACCUGGAUCGCUACCUGGAGGCCGUGAUCCAGGAGGUGGGAUACCAGAUCGCGGGCCACAUCCCGCGGGAGGACGAGUAUCGCGAGCUCCGGCGGGGAACGUCCUUCACAGAGGGCACCAGCGCGAUCUUUGGCGAGCUGUGCAUGGGGCUGGAGCUCCACGAAUCUGUGACAUCGUCUCGCGAUUUCAUCGAAUUCGUGGCGCUCGUCGCGGACCACAUCGCGCUCACCAACGAUGUCCUCUCCUUCCGCAAGGAUUUCUACGCCGGGGUCGCCCACAACUGGCUCGUCGUGCUCCUCCGCCACAGCCACCGCGGGACCGGCUUCCAAUCCGCGCUGGACAGCGUCUAUGGCAUGAUCCGCGACAGCGAGUGCCGGAUCCUGGGGCUCCAGUCGCGAAUCGAGGCGCAAGCACUGAAGAGUGGCGAUGGUCACCUCCUCAGCUUCGCGCAGGCGUUUCCCCUGUGCCUGGCCGGGAAUCGGAGGUGGUCAUCGAUCACCGCGCGAUACCAUGGCAUUGGGAAUCCUCUCAUCACUGGCGUGGAGUUCCACGGGACAUGGCUCUUACAUCCGGAUGUCACCAUAGUUAUUUGA
Selaginella moellendorffii is the source of this 1272-nucleotide messenger RNA. Its product is annotated as (3S,6E)-nerolidol synthase-like. The record is from RefSeq and is a predicted model, not a curated record. Bases 1 to 1272 code for a protein of 423 amino acids. NCBI's taxonomy places the organism in Eukaryota, Viridiplantae, Streptophyta, Lycopodiopsida, Selaginellales, Selaginellaceae. The transcript has a single exon.